AUGAUUGCGAACGCCUUGGCUAAUUUUGCCAAUUACAAAUUCUAUGUCGGAUUUGUGUUUUCGCUAGUAGGAAGCGUGUUUUAUUUUCUAGGAUUGGCAAUUUUAAAAUAUGCUCACAUGAAAAAUAGUGAGCAGGUGAUGGAAUAUAGAACACAUUAUUUAAAGGAUACAAGAUGGUGGACAUUAUUUACUAUGUUUAUAUUUGGGUGGAUUUGUGAAAUGAUUUCGUUUGCAUUUGUCGAGUUGACAUUGGUCGUUUCUGUGUUAUCUUUCGGAGUAUUCAUUGGAGUCUUUUAUACGGCUUGGUAUAUUGCAGAAAAGAUAACAAGAAGAGAUCAAUUAGGAGUUGUAAUUACCUCUAUAGGAAUUAUUAUUUCUAUUAUAUUCUCUGACAAGGUGUACCAACCAUUACAUCCAAUUACCAUUUCCUUUAUUUCUUCACAAAUAAUCGAUUUUAACAUUCCUAUCCUCUUUGUUAUUUUCCUAGUUGUCUUACCAUUUAUUUUCAUUUUGUUGAGUAUUUUCAGACCUUUCAAGAAUGUUUUUUUCAGCGCUUCUAUUUCAUCAUCUUUUGCUGCUUCUAAUUUUAUUCUUUUUAAAUUAUUUAUUGAGCUUGUGAAAACAUCUGCUGAAACAAAUGAAAAUCAAUUCAUGCACUGGGGAACUUAUGUAAUUUUGGGAUUAUCCAUACUCUACACAAUAUUGCACACCCAUUUCACUCAAGUAACUCUUGUAUCCUAUGAAUUUACUGUCUCAAACGUGUUAUAUUAUAUAAUCAUGUCCUUCUUAACUGUUUGUGGUGGUGAACUAAUUUUCAGAGAAUGGUCUGACACCUCCGUGUUACAGCUUGUAUUAUUAUUCUUGGGAUGGUUUUUACAAUUUAUUGGAGUACUUUUACUACUUGGAUCUCAUACCAAUGCUAAUUCAAUGUAUCCACUGACUCAGCUCAAUGAUCCAAGAGGUGGUCACUUGGUAAGAGUCUCUGACGUGGAUUUAGACUUUGACUCGGAUUCAGACAAUGAAAAAUCACAUACUUCCCAUCACAAUGAAGAGAGACAAUUGAAUUUAAUGGAAUCAGACAAAUCAGCAAGUUCCAAAUUUGAUCUUAACAGACAAGAACACAUCCAAGACUCGUCCAUAUAA
Molecule: messenger RNA, 1143 nt
Organism: Naegleria lovaniensis
Lineage: Eukaryota; Heterolobosea; Eutetramitea; Acrasida; Naegleriidae
Exons: 6
Coding region: 1-1143 (380 amino acids)
Biological process (GO): magnesium ion transport
Cellular component (GO): membrane
Molecular function (GO): magnesium ion transmembrane transporter activity
Source: RefSeq, a predicted model, not a curated record